AUGCAGCAGCCCAAGUCCGAGAAGCACAUAGGGCGCGAGAUAGCGAUACCCAUUCAAUGUAUCCAAACGGAAACUGAGAAGACCAUCGAGGUGGCGAGCGCGGUGUACGUCCGCCUUCUGCACUCAGCCUCGCCCUCGUCUUACUACGACAUUAUGACAUUCCUAUCUCUGCAUUCACCGACCGCCGGGACUGAUCACCUUGACAAAAUCAGCCUGAAAGAGAAUGCAACUGAGGAUUGCGCGGACAUCCCCGACUCGGUUGUCAUCAAUCUAGUCCGCCGUGCCAAUGAUGAACUCCGUUCCAAAGGCACUGUCUCGCUCUCAGACCAGGAGGAGCGAUACUACGCCGAAGUAAUAAGCGAAAUCCUCAUCUACGACCGGGCUACCGGGAGGCGAGGGCUCGCGGACCCGGAGCACGCGAUUGGGAUAGCAAAAAGGAAGCUUCUUGCACACAAACAAGCUGGAAGGGCCGGUGCAGGCCAUCGCCAAGACUCCAUUAUUCGUCGUUCCCCGAGCCUCGGUCACGGCCUUCCGCCACCGCCCGGCAUUUCACCAAGCGAGGCGAAAAAGCUUAUUGGCUAUACCGGCAUUGAUUACGCCUUGGAUUAUGUGUUCGACACGGUAUGCGACUGGCUCUCUGUACUUACCGCCGGUGUCAAAUCUACCCUCGAAAGCGGUGGCGGCACUCAGGCGUUCGAGCCUAGCAGUGGUGAAGACCCUGCUGCGCCACUGAUCAUGACGCAGGAGUCCUUGGGAGAUCCGUCUGGUGUACACCCAACCUUAUUGCUACCCUGA
Trametes versicolor FP-101664 SS1 is the source of this 795-nucleotide messenger RNA. RefSeq lists its product as uncharacterized. The coding region runs from base 1 to 795 and encodes 264 amino acids. Lineage: Eukaryota; Fungi; Basidiomycota; Agaricomycetes; Polyporales; Polyporaceae. The record is from RefSeq and is a predicted model, not a curated record. The transcript is spliced from 3 exons.